Molecule: messenger RNA, 1326 nt
Organism: Cutaneotrichosporon oleaginosum
Lineage: Eukaryota; Fungi; Basidiomycota; Tremellomycetes; Trichosporonales; Trichosporonaceae
Biological process (GO): protein secretion
Cellular component (GO): endoplasmic reticulum membrane
Molecular function (GO): protein binding; GTPase activator activity; guanyl-nucleotide exchange factor activity
Source: RefSeq, a predicted model, not a curated record
CCAACAUUCAUCUCACACUCCCAUUCCACUCUCCCACACACCUUACAAUGACAAGGACACAGCACCAGCUGCAUCCCACAAAGUCCUUUCCCGUCUACUGUCUUGACUGGACCGACGACUCGACGCUCCUGCUCGGCGGCGGCGGCGGCGCGACUAAGAGCGGCAUUGGGAACAAGCUGAAACUCAUCGAUGUGUCGCGGGACGGGCGCCGCGUCAAGGACGUGUAUGAGCUCGGCCUGAGUAGCGAGGAAGACGCGCCGAUGACGCUGGCGCUGGACCGUGCUACUGCGCAGCUCGUCACCGGCAUCAACGCGUCUCAGGCGACCAUCGAGGGCGGCGCGAACGAGCAGUGCCGCGUAUUUUCGUACAAAGAUAACAAACUUUCCUUCAUCCGGGCGCAGAACACCAUCAAUGCCAAGUGGUCGGAUGACUAUCCAUAUCAGAAACUCACUGCCCUUUCCAUUCCGCCCAAUGAGGGUGCAUCUGCGUCAUUCGUCGCUACGGGCACAACGGACAAUCAGGUUGCUGUGCUCACGUUCCCAUCUCUCGAGGUCGUUUUACCCCCCUUCAGUGUCGACGGCGGAGACCUUGUCGACCUCGACUGGGGAGGGCCGCAGGGCGCAUGGCUCGCCAUCACGACGUCGUCGCAGCUGGCAAUUUACGCUUUCUCGCAAGGGAAGCUUGAGCUAAUGCAGACGAUCCCGGCGCCCAAGGGCGAGGAUGCGGUGCUGGCGUUCCGUGCUGCUCGCUUCGCGCUCAACUCGCCUGAGCGUCCGGCACUUCUUGCAGCAUUAAAUUCAGCCAUGCCUCCUCGCCGCGAUGUGCGGCGUAAGGCUCGCAAGGCGUACAUCGCCAAGUUUGAGCCUUCGGCCGCAGAGAUGGGGGAAGCGGAGAAGCAGGAGGUUUUGGACGAGAAGGCCGACAACUCGAAUCCUUCCAUCACAUGGAAGUUUGCCAACAAGCGGGAGGUCGCCGGCAAGCCUAUCACAGUACUCGAUGUGAGUGCUGACGGGCGCCUCGUUUCCUUCGGCUGCUCCGACCUCUCGAUCGGCAUGCUCGAUGCGCACACACUAUCGCCGCUUCUCAAGAUUCUGCACGCCCACUCGUUCCCGCCCACCGCAUUGAAGUUCAACCCGUCUGCGACACUGCUCGUGUCAGCAAGCGCCGACAACACUAUCCGCACGCUCGUCGUGCCUAAGAGCUUCGGCGCCAGUGUGCCUUCGACCCUCGUUAUUCUCGUUCUCGCUUUGUUGGUGUUUGUAUUGGCCAUCCUUCUUCGGAAGUAGUAGCAAUAGAUCAGGAUGUAUACAAAAAUCGUGGCCGUGA